GGCAACAUGUCGUCAGUCGCCACUGCAGCUCGCUAUCCGUCCCUCACCGUCAGCCACAGGGCUUACUAAUCUCCUUCCGCAGGAAUAAUGAUCGCUCAGGUGACCUUCGCCAUCCUGGUGGGAUACGCUUCGUGUUUGGCCACACACUACGGUGCCGGCGCAGGCCACUAUGGCGGUGGUGCAUUCGGCUACAGUGGAGGCCUUAUAGCUGCUCCUGCUGUCAUCAAAGCCGUCGCUGCCGAACCUGUCUACCCCCCGCAGCCGUAUGAGUUCGGCUACGACACCGUGGACGAGUUUGGCACCAGGCUUACUCGCCAGGAGAGCAGUGACUCGGCCAACCAGAAGAAGGGCUCGUACGGCUACACCGACGCUAACGGCAUCUACCGCCAAGUGAACUACGUUGCCGAUGCUGGAGGCUUCCGCGCCACCAUCUCCACGAAUGAGCCCGGCACCGCCCCCGGCGAGACUGGCGGAGCCGUGUUCGAUGCCAAGCCCGUCGCCGUGGUCGACAAGCACCACGUCAAGGCGGCGGCCGCCAUCCUGGCUCCCACCUACGCCGUUCAUCCGGGAUACUACGGCAAAUAUUGAGCG
This is a messenger RNA of Rhipicephalus sanguineus (brown dog tick), 591 nucleotides long. RefSeq names its product cuticle protein 10.9. Lineage: Eukaryota; Metazoa; Arthropoda; Arachnida; Ixodida; Ixodidae. Gene Ontology annotation, molecular function: structural constituent of chitin-based larval cuticle. Gene Ontology annotation, cellular component: chitin-based extracellular matrix. Bases 88 to 588 code for a protein of 166 amino acids. The record is from RefSeq and is a predicted model, not a curated record. The transcript has 3 exons.